UUUUGACAGAUGCCUGCCUUUAUGCCUCUACAAAUUAUUCAACAUAUACAGCAUCUGUAUUAGCUGUGCCCUGGUAUCAUAAGUCAAAAUGACUGGAGGUUAUGAAGUGGAGCAGUUUGUGGAUACCCCAGAUGAUGAUCUGAUUUGUGUCAUCUGUAGAGCAGUUCUACGCUGUCCUGUACGACUUAAAUGCAACCAUGUCUUCUGCAAAGAAUGCAUUUUACAGUGGAUGAAAAGACAGGUGAAAUGCCCAUGUUGUAGGCAGCCUAUCGACCAGAACCAAAUGCUGGUUUUGUUUAAGCUGAGUAAAUCCAUUGGCCGUUUAUCAAUCAAGUGUCGAAAUGCACAGCAGGGCUGCAGGGCCACUUUCCCGCUUUCUAACGAGUACCUCCACAUCUCCAGCUGUCUGUAUGAGUGGCAGAUCUGUCCCCAUGAGGGCUGUGGGCAGCAGGUGCUGAGGAAGGACGCGCAGGCGCAUGAUCAGAGCUGCAGCCACUGGCGACAGCCGUGUCCCAUGGGCUGCGGGACGCUGCUCGUCCGUGAGAAUCAGGCCCAACAUAACUGCUACCGAGAACUGCAGCAGCGCUAUGUAGCCGAGCGGCGGCAGCAAAGGGCCAUCGCAGCCAACCUGCGCAGGAAGAUGCAGCGCAUGCAGAGCCGGAUGGCACAAAUAAGGAGGCAGAUAAACCUGAUGUGUGAGAGCCUGGAGGUUGGAGAUCUGGAAAUUGAAGCAGGGGAGGGAACCAGUGCUUGGACUGAUGCUAAUGCCGCCAGUCCGAGCGGCAGCAGACACCGUCACACCAACAGCAGCAGUACAAGAGUCAGAUUUAUAUAGUGUAAAUACCCUUCAGGAUUCAAAGAGAGCAUUCAAGUUCGUUUUUUAUGUGUGCGCGUUUUAUUAAAUGUGUCUUUCCACUUUUAUAGACAUCUUAGGGGAUAGUUCACUCAAAAAUUAAAGUUGUUUAUUCACCUUCAUGCUGUUCCAAACCUAUAUAACUUAUUUUCGUUUGUGACACAUAAAAGAAACUAUUUUGAAGAAUGUUUCAACUGUCCAUACAAUAAAAGUCAAAUGGGGUCCAAAACAACA
Messenger RNA from Sinocyclocheilus anshuiensis, 1087 nucleotides. RefSeq names its product RING finger protein 151-like. Gene Ontology annotation, molecular function: zinc ion binding. Bases 89 to 835 code for a protein of 248 amino acids. The record is from RefSeq and is a predicted model, not a curated record. Lineage: Eukaryota; Metazoa; Chordata; Actinopteri; Cypriniformes; Cyprinidae. The transcript is spliced from 4 exons.